Messenger RNA from Lodderomyces margitis, 1518 nucleotides. It is a transcript of the gene SSH1, whose product is annotated as Ssh1p. The record is from RefSeq and is a predicted model, not a curated record. The coding region runs from base 1 to 1518 and encodes 505 amino acids. The transcript is spliced from 2 exons. Gene Ontology annotation, biological process: SRP-dependent cotranslational protein targeting to membrane, translocation; post-translational protein targeting to membrane, translocation. NCBI's taxonomy places the organism in Eukaryota, Fungi, Ascomycota, Pichiomycetes, Serinales, Debaryomycetaceae. Gene Ontology annotation, molecular function: transmembrane protein transporter activity; ribosome binding; signal sequence receptor activity. Gene Ontology annotation, cellular component: membrane; Sec61 translocon complex.
AUGAGCGGAUUUCGUCUUCUUGACUUGGUUAAAUUCUUUUUACCUAUUGUUCCCGAAGUUGAAUUUCCAUACGAAAAGACAAAAUUCGAUGAAAGAAUAGUAUUCACCGUCGGAUCAGCAUUGAUCUUUGUAUUUGGCCAAUUGCCCAUCUAUGGAUUAAUCCCGCAAGCUCAAUUUCACUUACAAGAUCCAUUUUAUCAAUUUAGACUGAUUUUUGCCAUGGAGAAAGCUACAUUGUUGGAAUUGGGAUUGUUGCCUAUUAUUACCUCGGGUUUUCUUUGGCAAUUGGGUGCAGGAUUGAAGUUGAUUAAUAUUAAUUUAGGAUUGAGAUAUGAUCGAGAAUUAUUUCAAAGUGGACAAAAAUUGACAAGUUGGGGAAUUGCCAUUGUUUUCACUUUAGGGUUGAUUUAUUCGGGUUAUUAUGAUGGUGUGAUUAGGGGAUACGAAGUUUUGCCUAAAUCCAAUUUCAUUGUUUCGUCAUUGCCAUUAGGGUCAUAUUUUAUCAUUUUCUUGCAAGUUGUGUCUUGGCAAAUUAUUGUUAGUUUAUUGGUGGAAAUAUUUGACAAAGGAUACGGAUUUGGUUCAGGAAUCUUGUGUUUUUUGACUUUGCAAAAUGCCACCAAUUUCAUUGCCGAUUUAAUUGGAUUGGAAAUGUUCCCCGUUAUAAAUUCAAACAAGUUUGAAAGUCUUGGUGCAUUGAUGAAUUUGGUGCGUAAUUUCUCCAUUUUCAACUUGAAAUCCACUAGCUGGCAAAUCUGGCAUGCUUUCACUCGUAUUCAAUUACCCAACUUGACUCAAUUCUACAUCGCUUUUGCUUCAGUAUUUGUUGUUAUUGCGUUGCAAAAUUUCCGUGUUGAUAUCCCUAUUAGAUCAACCAAAGUUAGAGGUAUGAGUCAAAUGUUCCCCAUUAGAUUGUUGUACACUGGAGGAUUGCCUGUUUUAUUUGCUUAUUCAAUUGUUGCCAAUAUUCAGGUAGUUGGAUUCAUUUUGCAUUCAAUCUUGGUUAAAUUGGGUGCACCUCCAUUGGUGAUCACCUUGUUGGGAAACUAUGUCGUUCACCCAGCCAGUAAUAGAUUGGUUCUCAAUGGCGGUAUCUUGUAUUAUUUAUCACCAGAACAAAAUUUAUUAUCAUCAAUUGUUAGCCCCAUUAGAACCAUCAUUUACUCAUCAACUAUUAUACUUUUAUCAGUUUGGUUUGGGUUUAAAUGGAGUUUCAUCUCGGGCUCGUCACCUAAAGAUAUUGCCAAACAAUUUAAAGAUCAAGGUAUUUCUAUUGCCGGUAAGAGGGAUAUUUCAAUUGCUAAAGAGUUGUCAAAAAUUAUCCCCACUGCCGCCGUAUCGGGUGCUUUUGCUCUUGCUGUGUUGGCAGUUGCUGGUGAUUACUUGGGUGGAUUAGGUAAGAAUGGUGCUAUAAUCAUUGGUGUUUCCUCGGCAUUUGGUAUCUUGGAAGAAUUUAUGGUUGAAUAUCAACAAGCAUCGGGAUCACAAUUCUCAAGUGCCCUUUCUGGUGCUCAAUAG